Molecule: messenger RNA, 1185 nt
Organism: Tremella mesenterica DSM 1558
Lineage: Eukaryota; Fungi; Basidiomycota; Tremellomycetes; Tremellales; Tremellaceae
Exons: 4
Coding region: 33-1031 (332 amino acids)
Cellular component (GO): cytoplasm; nucleus
Molecular function (GO): heat shock protein binding
Source: RefSeq, a predicted model, not a curated record
GCUUUGCCGAUUGGGAUAACACAGUCUUCAGAAUGGGAGAUCACCCAGAUCCAAUGGAAAACUUCUUCACAGAAGACGAAAUCGACGUCGAUCCGCCUAUCCUCUACACCGCUUUGGAGCUGUCCCCGACAUGUACUCAAGAAGAGGUCAAGAAAGCAUAUCGUCGUUUAGCUCUCAAAUAUCACCCUGAUAAACAUACUUCGAAGACAGAAGACGAGCGAGAGGAAAUGGGGAAGCAAUUCCAAAGGGUCGGGUUCGCUUACGCUGUUGUGAGUGAUGAGAAGAGGAGAAAACGAUACGAUGAAACAGGUAGGACGGAUGAGGGGAUGGAAGUACCAGAAGGAGGAUGGGAUGAUUAUUUCGAGAGUUUAUUCAAGAGGGUAGAUAGGAAGAUGCUGGAUGAGGAUAAGGCGAGGUAUCAGGGCUCUGAAGAAGAAAAGUCCGACCUCAUAGAGGCCUACAAUACAACGAACGGUUCCCUACCCGAAAUACUCCAACACAUCCCACAUUCCCAAUCAUCCGACGAAUCCCGAUUUAUCAAACAAAUCAACGACCUCAUCUCCUCUGGUUUCCUGACAUCCACGUCCACUUGGAAGUCCACUUCGACGGAUAAGUCGGCAAAGGUGAAACGGAAACGUGCGGCGGAGGGUGAGGCGAAAGAGGCUGAAGAGGCUGCCAAGGAAUUAGGAGUUUGGGAUGAGUUUUAUGGGUCCGGCGAGAAGGUAGAGAGAAAGAACUCAAAGAAGCCCGGUAAGAAGGAUACGAAUGGAGUCACAAAGGGAAAGAAAGAGAAAGAAGAUGGUGGAGAGGACGAAGGAGGAGCGUUGGCCGCUUUGAUAGCUAAACGACAAGAAGCGAGAGGGAACGCUUUGGAUGCCCUGGAGGAGAAAUAUAGGAAGUUGGAAGAGCAACAAGCUGCGAAGAAAGGGAAGAAGGGGACGAAAGAGGAUAUACCGGAAAUGACAGAAGAAGUGUUCCAAGCUCUGCAAGAAAAGAUGUUUAAUGGGAAGAAGGGAAAGAGGAAAGCAUGAAAUUGGCAUGACUGCAGGCGGCAUGACCUGAGAAGAGAUGGAUCAGGAAAGCUCAACGACGCCUGGGAAUCUGACAAAGAGGCGAGAUGAGAAGGUACUGUAAGUAUGAUCUAAUCUGUAUCGAUACCUUGCUGUUCAUGCAUUCCGUAUCUUU